This is a messenger RNA of Neoarius graeffei (lesser salmon catfish), 4192 nucleotides long. It is a transcript of the gene igsf8, whose product is annotated as immunoglobulin superfamily, member 8. The transcript is spliced from 6 exons. NCBI's taxonomy places the organism in Eukaryota, Metazoa, Chordata, Actinopteri, Siluriformes, Ariidae. The coding region runs from base 270 to 2141 and encodes 623 amino acids. The record is from RefSeq and is a predicted model, not a curated record.
CUAGUGGAGAAGACAAGCUGGUUAGUGAGUACAGGAGCAAUAUAAACACACGGGCGUCUUUGGAUGAUAUUAUAACCUGCAAAUAUUGAUAUAUUUAGAUCAUAAACAUAUCUGCUUGGAUAAUAUUCAUCGAUGGAAAUAUAUGAGUUGUUUUUAGCGCGCGCGCUGAUUUAGUGUUGUGUGGUUUGUUUAUUUUUUUUUAAUGCUAUCUGCAAGCACAUGUUAGUGGCUAUACUAUGUGUGUCACUGUGAAAACCAGUUGGGCGUGAAUGGGAAUACUGGGAAGCGAGAUGGCAAGGUGGUGGAGGAGGAGGAUAGUGCUGAUUGCUCUGCUGUGGGAGUUCCAGAGUGUUGUCUGUCGUGAGGUGACCCUUCCACCAGGUCCAUUGUACCGUGUAGCUGGGUUCUCCCUGUCUCUGCCCUGCACUGUUUCAGGUUAUGAGGGUUCAAGAACACAGGACUUUGAGUGGUACUUGUACCAUGAGGAUGCACCAGAAAUACAGAUUGGGGUGGUGUCCACUCGAGAUAGAGGCUUUCCCUAUGCCGUUUUCCAGGAUCGAGUGAAAUCAGGUGAGAUUCGGGUGGAGAGGGACUCUGGCGACAAAGCCAGACUGGUGAUUCAGAGACUUCGGCCAGAAGAUCAGGGACGUUAUGAGUGUUACACACCAAGCACUGACUCACAAUACCAAGGCACCUACAGUGCAUCUGUGAUCGUCAAAGUGAUUAAAGACACAUUGCUGAUAACCCACUCUCGCAUUCUGAGUGGCCAGACUGUCAUAGAAGGGACAGAGCUUCAGCUGACAUGUGCUGCUUCUGUCCAGUCAGAACAGCACACACAUUUGUCUGUCACAUUCGGGAUGCGAGGCAGCACAGGCUCUGGCUCUCUGGGCCAUAAUCUGAAGGAAAUCAUCUCUAUUGACCGUGAGCUACGUGUUACGCCUGGCCGGGGAGGCUCUUAUGAGAAGAGGUGUAAUAAUGGCAAGAUUUCUCUGGAGAAGAGGAGUGGAGAGGAAGGGAAGGACCUUUACAUUCUGAAGAUAAGCAUGCUGGCCUUGGAGGAUUCUGGUUCCUAUUUCUGUGAGGCAGUGCAGUGGGUCUUGGACCCAUCAGGCCAGUGGGAACGCAUCGCCCAGAGGACCAUGGAACUGGGAAGCCUGUCUGUACAACCACUUGCGGACACUCUGUCUGUGAGCACAGUGCCAGUGGGUGAGGUGGCACUGCAGCCUGGGUCUCGUCUCAGCCUCACGUGUUUGGUGUCGGGUGCGGGCUCAUGGAAUCGCUCGGCUCUGCUGGUGCAGUGGUUGCGGCGUGGACCAGCAGGAGGAGUGGAAGUGGAGGUGGCCCGCAUGAGCCCCAACGGAGUGGUGAGCUGGGGCGAUGACAUCAGUAGCGAAGGAGGGGGCAGCAUGGAGAAGGGGGCAGAGGGGAGAUUUUCUCUGCGACGUUUCUCCACCCACCCAGUCGAUGCUGGACAAUACCGCUGCUCUGUGAGUGUGUACGCUGGACAGCUCAGUCCAGCACCAUCCAGCCCUGCUACACUUACUCAGAGGUCUGAGGCCGUAAUGGUCAGCCUCCAGAGUAAAGAGGUGAGUGUUCUGGCAGUCAUCGAGUUACUACAUCGGCCACUCCUGAAACGUGGGAGCACCAUCACCUUGCUCUGUAACGUGUCCGUGGUGACCACAGGCCCCACUCAGGUGGAAGUGCAGUGGUGGCAGAAGAAGCAGGACCUUGAUGGGAAAGAAAUGCCCCUAAUAAAUCCCAAAGGCAGUAUCCUCGCAACACUGACCCAUGAUGGAAUGUCUCGAAUCUACAGUAAUGGAAGUGAAUUGAGCGUUGACUGUAUUUCUGCUGGAAAAUACAGACUACGCAUCUUUUCAGCACAGGAGGAUGACCAAGGGGAUUACCGGUGUCAUGCAGAAGUAUGGACCCAGGACCCCCAUGGAGGCUGGUACAAUACAGGUGCCACGGCAGAGUCAGCCAUGGUAUACGUGUAUUUAUAUGCACGAGUUACUGACCUUCUGCUUAUACCACUGGUGGUUGGUGUCUCAUCUGCCCUGUUUGUGGGAGUGGUCAUCAUUGCCAUGGUAACAUGCUGUUUCAUGAAGCGCCUUGCCAGGCAGCGCUCCAAGAUAAGGAAGUAGGAAGCUGGCCAAUUUCCCUACCUGCAGGCCAAUAAACAAAUUGUAUGGAUAAAAUAUAUAUUAUAUAAAACUAAGAGUGUACUUAAUGGAGGAACUUCUGCUGGUAUGUUUGUGAGAGAGAGAGCUCUGAGUGUUGGGUUGAAUCAUUAACUCACACAUUCAAAGUGUGCCAACAAGUUAAUUAUUUUCUUCUAAGCCACAAUUAGCCAAAUUGACACGAGUAAAAAAUUUUAAGUGGUCAAAUUCGCAGCAUUCAAAACAUGUCAGCGGCUUAAAAUGGCUUUUUUGUUUGUUUCAAAGGAUGGACCAAUUUUUUGUGUGUUUUUUAUAAAUGUGUAAUAGGUUUAACAAAACCUGGUUUGGUACAAGAAACAUGUAUAGUAUUCCUAUAUAGCAUGCCAUAAAUGUUUCACCAUUGUUUUAUGGUAUUUAUGGAACAAUGAAAACGAAGCAAAAUGUUGCACUGACCUUUGUAGGGUUAAAGACAAGCCAUUCCAGGUACUUCUACACUCAGCCCACACACACACAGUUUAUGCAGUCUGUACUGUAAUUAAGUAAUCCUUGAUGAUGGGAAUUAGUUUACAGUGGGUGGAAUAAGCUAAACACGGUGUGUAGCAUCCCAGCAAUUUAGAAAUCAGCUUGGAGCCACUGAAUGAAUAGAACCAUGCCACUGUAGGAGUAGUAGUAGUAGGUUAUAUUCUGAAUUAAACCAGCAGUGAUGGUACACACUGUAAAAUAAAUUCAACUACCAAAAAGAAACUUGACCACUUUAUGAAAAUUGAAAAUGCUGAUAAAUCUGAUCCAUGUUUUCUACUGCUGAAAGGCUGAUUGGUGCUCCCCUUAUACUGCAGUAAGGCAGUGCAGUAUGUACCAGCACUUGAGCUGUUAGGAGACACAACUUGAAAUGUAGUGACUAAAUGACAUGAUGUCGCAAAAACUAAGCAUCCAGGUCAAAUCAGACAAACCAUGAAUGGACUUUUCAGCUAAAUCAGUAGGACCAAAGCGAUUCUUAAUUUUAAAAUUUUUUUCUUUAAAUCUGUAUUCUGAACCUUUUUAUAUUUUGCAUGUUUUCUGUUUUAUUGGGUUUCCUGUGUUGCACUGCUAUUGAAUUGAGGCUGUGAAAUGGAUGUCUUUCAAAAAAAAAAAAAAAUGUUUUGUGUUGUAACUUGUAUGAAUAAGGGGGAUCAUUCUGCACUUGUCUCCUAUCAGACUAUUGCUAUUUUUUUAAACAUCUCUUAUAGGAUUUAACCACAGUAAGUUGAAAGAAAAUGAAACAGAGUGGCUUAGGUCAUGAGUACAGGGACAAAAAUACAAGGCACUUGUAUGAAUCUGUAGCACUUCUGUCCCUUUUUUAGAGAAUUGAUCUGAUUGUUGUUUUCAACUGUGAUUUAGGAGAUAACAAAUAUCUCUGAGCCCUGUGAUUUGUUAAUAGGGCGGACACAUUUGGAACGUUACUAAACACACAUUGCUGUUGCAGGUGCUUUUUAAUGUUCGGCUCACAAAUCUAAAAGCGGAUUUAUCCUCUCGCCCAGCUGGGCCAUCUGACCAUUUCAGUGAGAGUAAUGUAACACGAGCUGUCGAUUAAUCCUUAUCUUUACAUUGCAAAGACACAUUAAAUUUGUCAUGCACUGUUCUGGAUUUAUGCAUCUGUUCCAUGCAGCCUAGUAGCCUCCCCCCCAUUCUUGCACUAGUGGCUGCUGGAUAGCUCUGCAUGGUUUUGCAUGGACAGGCUUGGACUCACUUAGCAAACCCAUGGAAAUGUCAGGCCUCAGAAGUAAUGUACCUAAAAUCACAUAGGCACAAGUGAAUUUUCUAUGUACCAUCUGUUUGUUUGGGGUUUUUUUUAAUGUGAAUUAUAAUGAUGAUUAGACUGCCUAUUAAAGCUAAUUUCUGUGAUUUUGUAAUUUAGUUUAGAUGUCCAUAAUCUACUGCAUUUUACUCAUGUUGGCAGUGAACUGUGAUUAUUUUCAUUGUCAGUGAAAAUAACCUGUACUGCGUAAUUGUGGUUUAGGGACAUGAAUAAAUAAUGAAAUCAAGAUGAUUAUAAUAAA